This is a messenger RNA of Colletotrichum spaethianum, 1107 nucleotides long. RefSeq lists its product as uncharacterized. The record is from RefSeq and is a predicted model, not a curated record. The transcript has 3 exons. Gene Ontology annotation, molecular function: DNA binding. Gene Ontology annotation, cellular component: nucleus. Gene Ontology annotation, biological process: double-strand break repair; DNA recombination. The coding region runs from base 1 to 1107 and encodes 368 amino acids. NCBI's taxonomy places the organism in Eukaryota, Fungi, Ascomycota, Sordariomycetes, Glomerellales, Glomerellaceae.
AUGGCAUCUGGCCAUGUCCUCCGGUUCCCCCGGUCAGACAGCGAAGGCGGAUUCGUCGUCAUUCAAGCUACUCCUACACGGGCCAAGGCACUGGAUGUCAAAUUGGUGGGAACUGAUGGCGUGGAGCCCUAUGCCGUUUCUUGUGAGUCGAAUGCUCGUCAUCCCGCUUUCCUGGCCGAAGAUCAUGGCGGCCCGGUGCGUCAAGAUAAAGUCGCUGCGCUCCGAGUCAAGAACAGCCCCUGCACGGAGGACGAAUGGAUCUCCAUUCUGACCGCCGUGUUGCAUCAAGAGCCGGCCAACGACAUCGAGGUGCUCGCCGACGUCGAAAACGAAACAACUCUCACUCUGACUGUUCGGAAAAGGGGAAGAGAGUUUACUCAACGUCUCGGCGCCAUUGAGUUGAGCCACAGCCCACGCGAGCUCAUUGAGCUGUUUGACUGGUGUGGUCUGUCGGCGCAAACGGCCAAUGAGGCCAAGGAAGCUCUAGCUUCUGCAACAGCCAAAGCAAGCCAGCUUGAAGAAUCUGUGCGCGAGCUCAAAGCACAGCUUGACGAGCUAAUCGCGGCCAAGGAGGCUGACGAGUCGGAACUGCUAGAGAAGUUCCGCGACCUAUUGAAUGAGAAGAAGGUCAAGAUCAGACAGCAGCAGAAACUUUUGGCGUCUGCAUCCGUCGAGCCCGACAAGCUAGCGCAGGUACAGAGCUCCCAGGCCGCAGGUAAAGGCCAUGCUGCGGCCAAGUCUAGACCGGCCAAGAGGAAGACCGCCCCCGCUCGCGUCAAUGACGAUAGCUCCUCUGAUGAAGGCUUCGAGAAGAUGGAAGUCGAUCUUGCGAUGGAGCCAGCUCCUGAAGAUUCGGAACAGCAGCGCGACACCACCGAGGACGAGGACGAGACGGCUAGCGAAGACGAUGACGACGAGCCAGCAGCGCCAGCGUCUAGAAAGCAACAGAAUUCUGCGGAAUCUUUACAGCCCAAGGGAAAGCCCGCCGCCGCCAAAAAGGAAGCCCCUCCAGCGAAGAGAGAACUGCCCUUCGCCAGAAAGAAGGGGACUCCAAAAAUAUCACCUCCGCCCGCUGGCAGCGAGACGGAGUCCGACGACGAGCUUUGA